This is a messenger RNA of Ananas comosus (pineapple), 1490 nucleotides long. Its product is annotated as E3 ubiquitin-protein ligase RNF168-like. The transcript is spliced from 6 exons. The record is from RefSeq and is a predicted model, not a curated record. Gene Ontology annotation, molecular function: ubiquitin-protein transferase activity; nucleosome binding. Gene Ontology annotation, cellular component: nucleus; site of double-strand break. Bases 268 to 930 code for a protein of 220 amino acids. Lineage: Eukaryota; Viridiplantae; Streptophyta; Magnoliopsida; Poales; Bromeliaceae. Gene Ontology annotation, biological process: double-strand break repair.
AGAUCAACCGUGCGAGGUGCGUCAUUCGUGGUGGCAGACAGGGAGCUCUCUUGCUCGCGAGCCUCGUCGUCGAGGACACCCCGGUGCGAGAGUUCUGGCACAAGAGACGCUCCAAUCCCCACCUCAAAUCCCCUCCGAGCACCAGUUCCAACCGGAAAUGAAGAUCCCGAAGGCGGUCCACGAAUUUGGUCCCCCCCCCCCGUGGUUCUCUCUCUUGAUGGUGACGAGCUGAGUGAUAAGAAAGACUCGGGCGAUGCGAGAAAAGAAAUGGGGACUAUUGUUGCUGAGGAGAAGAAGAAGAAGCCGCCAUUAGCAGAGGGGGCUUCACCGGAGAAGCUCUCGAGCAACGCGCUCCCGUGUAUGGAUCGGCUGAGAGAGGAGCUUUCUUGCGCCAUUUGUUUGGAGAUUUGCUUCGAACCAAGCACUACUCCCUGUGGGCACAGCUUCUGCAUGAAGUACUUAAAGUGUGCUGCAGCUAAAUGCGGAAAAAGGUGUCCUAAAUGUAGGCAACUGAUCAGCAAUGGGAGAUCUUGCACAGUGAACACAGUUCUUUGGAACACAAUUCAGCUCCUGUUUCCUGAGGAAGUCGCGGCGAGGAAGAGCUCCACAGACCCAAAAAUCACUUCUGAUCGAAGCACCAAACCCUAUUCCGACAGUUCAGAGCGAAGCAACAGCAACAGCACCAGAAGCAGCAGCAUGAGAAGCUACACCCAAGUUUCUGAAACAAUGGAUCGGGUGGGCAGAAGAAGGGCGGCGCUGAGCCAAUCGGAGGAUGCCGCGUUGGCUUAUCGGCUGCAGAGGGAAGAGUUCAUGGUAGCUUUCCGGAGCAGCCGCGAGGAGCAGCGGAGUGCCCUCUACGCUGCUAGCACCAAUCUCCGAUCUAUGGCCUCUAGAGCUAUUCAUUUGCGGACUAGAAGUCGGCACUCAUAAUAUGCAUGUUACCGUUAUUCUGCUUUCUGAAACAAUCUGGCAGAACAUUCAGACUGAAACACUUCAUUUGAUGGAAGUGUAUCGAAUUUCGUAGAUGUUGAUUAGCACUUUUUGGCGGUACUUAGCCCAUUAUUUGAAUUCUACACUGUUCUAACAUGUUGUAGGAAUCCUCUUUGUUAAAGAAUUGGUGUGAUCAGAUGGAAAAAUCGAAAUAAUAUAACAGCGGUACAUUUUGCAGAUUGAUCAGAUGGAAAACACGAACCUUAACGCACAUUUUAUCAGAUUGAAUUAUUAUUAUUGUUAUUAUUAUUUUGGUGUUGCAGGACAUAUUAGAAACUACUGCCUGGCCCUGGUCCAUUAUGGACCACUAUCUCUUUUUUUUUUUUUCUAAAGAAAAAAAAAAAGGUGUUUAUCGGUUAAUGCGCACCUUCGUAUUCAUGCACUAUAUAAAAUUGAGAAAUGCUAGCUAUAUGUUCUAAAAAGAGGUGUAUAUCCUACACCACUUUGUCCCAAGAUUGGCGAUUUUCAAAUUCUUUUAAUAUUUUAUAAAAAAAAAUAGU